Colias croceus (clouded yellow) is the source of this 2122-nucleotide messenger RNA. Its product is annotated as peroxidase-like. Gene Ontology annotation, molecular function: peroxidase activity; heme binding. Bases 76 to 1968 code for a protein of 630 amino acids. The transcript is spliced from 12 exons. NCBI's taxonomy places the organism in Eukaryota, Metazoa, Arthropoda, Insecta, Lepidoptera, Pieridae. The record is from RefSeq and is a predicted model, not a curated record. Gene Ontology annotation, biological process: response to oxidative stress.
GGUCUCCAUUUAAUUUGCCGCCGCGUGGCGUAACGAACACUACAAAUGUUUGUAAAAAAUAAAUAAUUAAAUAAAAUGUUUUUUGUGCUAAUAUUUGGACUUCUUAUAUGUGGAUAUAGUGCUGUUCCUAAUUAUUAUGAAACGUAUUCGGGAAAGCCGAUUUCGGAGGAGGAAUAUAAACAACAUGUAAAAAGGAAUACUUCGUUUUGGUGCACCAACGAGAUCCUACCAUGCAGUCCUUUGGAAGGAAGGCGUAUAGAUGGCUCCUGCAACAACCUGAAGUAUUUCACUAUGGGGGCACCACACACCCCCUUCUAUCGAAUGCUUCCCCCUGUUUUUAGCGAUGGAUAUGAACCAAAAACAACAAAGAGUGGAGAGGCCAUGCCGCUCGCUCGUGCUGUAAGAACUAACAUGCUGGCUGAGGGCCGGGUACCAGACCUGCAGCUGACCCAGAUGUUCGCACACUUCCUCGUCUUCUUUACUGGAGAUUUCGUGUCUUUGCAUGAUACUGUAAACUACAUAGUCUGGAAGCCGUACUGCUGCUUAGAGAAAGGCAAGCAAGACCCCGACUGUGUUCCAAAUUACAUCCCCAAUGAUGAUCCAGUACAUCGGUUCUCGAAUGUUCGCUGCAUGAACAUGACGAAGCCAGAGUCCUAUCAGUCCGUGAAAUGUCUGCCUAAUAACACGCUACCUGAGAGAAUUUCAACAUCAACACCAACAUUUGACUUAUCCCACAUUUAUGGAAACAACAUGCGAGCUCUCAACGAAAAAGGAAGGUUAUUUAAAGAUGGUCUGCUAAAAUUCGAAAUUGAGGCGGGAAAAAUAUGGCCGCCGAGCACGAAAGGUCCUAAUCUAUGCUAUGCGAACCAGAAGCCUCAUGAAACGAGAUGUCAUGAUACACCCGAAGACGGUCCCAACACGAUCCUAGGUAUAAACUUGAUGUCCAUUUGGAUCUGGCGCUACCAUAACAUGAUAGCGUCAGCUCUGAGCAGCAUCAACCCGUGCUGGAAUGAUGAGAGGCUGUUCUUCACCACUAGGGAAAUCGUCAUAGCCACAAUUAUGCAGAUAUCGUUCUAUGAACUGUUCCCGGCGUUUAUGGGUUAUGACAAUCUCGUCCACGACGGAGUCCUUUGUCCCGACCUGGGCUUUAGAGAUAUUUAUAAUGAGAAUCUACCGCCGCAGAUUUCUUUAGAAUUCCCGUUUGCAUGGAGGUGGACGCAUACUAUCCAAGAGGGAGUUAUCAAGCUUUACGAUGACAAAGGUUACCACUUGAAGGACACAAGGCUAACAAACAUGACGUUGAGAACUGGUUUCCUAGUGGACAAUAUAGAUGGUAUAACUCAGGGUGCUAUUCGUCAGGCAAAUGCUAAAUUUGAUUACGUCGUUGAUCCGGAUAUGGCCGAAGUUGUGCUCGGUCCACACCAACAUGCAUCAGAUGUAUUUACAAACGACCUUGCUAAGAACCGUCAAUUCUUAUUCCCACCUUAUAUUAAGUACAGAGAAUUCUGUUUCGGCAAAUCAGUUAAGAGCUUCAGUGAUCUGCUGGAAGCUAUCGGUCCUGAGAGACUCGAUUUAAUCAGAGAGAAAUAUAAAGCCGUGGAGGACAUUGACCUAAUUGUCGGAUUGUGGUUAGAAAACUACAUUCCUGGAGGUCGUGUACCAAGCACCUUCUAUUGCAUUAUUGUCCAACAAUUGCUGAGGUCCAUAGCAUCAGACAGACAUUGGUAUGAACGACCGAAUAGACCAAAUGCUUUUACUAUUGACCAAUUGCUGGAGAUAAGAAAGGCUACAGUAUCAGGAUUUUUAUGCAGUGUAGGAGAUUCCAUAAGAGAAAUACAACCACGUGCGUUUUACAGGGCUGGCCCUGGAAAUGAAAUGGUGAGCUGUAAUCAGAUACCGAAGAUGAAUAUUUGGGCGUGGCACGACCCUACGUGUAAAACCAACCCCUAUCAAUUCAAACAGGCAUAAAAUAUGUAAUAUCUACUCCUAGAGGUUUAGCAUUUUUGCUAAUCACCUAUAAAUGGCUUUAAUAAUUAAUUAAUUAUUUAAAAAUAGUAAUGUCUACAGUAUGGAUGUGUAUUGAAUUUAUUUUUGAAUAAAUAAAUCCUGUGUUUAAUUAUAA